This is a messenger RNA of Hibiscus syriacus, 765 nucleotides long. Its product is annotated as DNA repair protein XRCC2 homolog. The transcript is spliced from 3 exons. Lineage: Eukaryota; Viridiplantae; Streptophyta; Magnoliopsida; Malvales; Malvaceae. The record is from RefSeq and is a predicted model, not a curated record. Gene Ontology annotation, cellular component: replication fork; Rad51B-Rad51C-Rad51D-XRCC2 complex. Gene Ontology annotation, molecular function: DNA binding; ATP binding; ATP-dependent DNA damage sensor activity. Bases 55 to 765 code for a protein of 236 amino acids. Gene Ontology annotation, biological process: double-strand break repair via homologous recombination.
UGUACAUUUUCUCUCCUGCUUGGAAACUGUAAAAGCACGGUGUACAUUAGCUAUAUGUCGACAAGUAUUAUGCAUGAGAACAACAACAGCUUUAGUAAUUCCCGAAGAAACCGGCAAUUUUUAUCCGAGAAAAUGGGUUCACAUGCCAAAGCUUGGCUCGUUGAAGACGAGACUGCGAGAGAAAUGCUACAAAGGGUCCUAUCGGAUCGACCUUUUUUGCUUCUUCCACCACUUCACCGGGUUCUUCUACGUGUCGGUAACGUUGUCGAGCUCUUAGGCCCGUCUUCUUCUUCCAAAACCCACAUCCUAAUCCAGGCUGCCAUCACUUGUAUACUCCCCAAAGAGUGGAAUGGGGUCAUCUACGGCGGAUUGGGGCAGUCGGCAAUGUUCAUUGACUUGGAUUGUCGUUUUGAUAUUUUACGUUUCUCGGAAUUGCUAAACCAUAGAAUCAUGGAAGCAGGAUCAAGCUGUAAUGUAGAUUGUAAAAAAAUGGACUCUGGAGCUCAAUUUGCAAGAAUGAAACAUUACAACGAGGAAUUGUUUGCAUUAUGCAUGAAACGAUUUUUGUACAUCCGUUGUUAUGAUAGUUCUGAGUUUCUUGCCACUCUCAAGACAUUACACUAUCGUCUUCAAAAGGAAAGAGACACGCAUGGUCUUAAUGUUAAUUUGCUGUUGAUUGAUAGGUUUGGCUUUGAGCCCUCGAAUUCAAUCCUUUAUGCUGGUUACCUUUUAUUUUCUUUGAAUCGCUUUAUAUUAUUGAUAUAA